AUGGACCAGCCUAUCAUGGCCAUCGCCUCCGCCACAAAACCAAGCCGGAAGUCAUCUUUUGAAAGAGAAGGAUGGUGGAGAAUAGCGUUAACAAACGCUCCUAAUCCUGGCACUUACCACUUGAAAACUUUUAUUGAAGAAUAUCUAUUAAAUCCAGUGAUAGCAACAUACAGUUUUAAAAAUGAAGGAAGGAAAAAACCACCUCUUCUGCAAAGAAACGAUCUGGUAUUAAAUGACCUUCCCCAGUACAUGCCUCCUGACUUCUUGGACUUGUUAAAGUAGUAAGUGGCCACCUACUCAUUUAAAGACAAACCACGGUCAAACCCCAGCACGCUGGUUUACAGAGAUCAGUCUGUUCAGCUUUCACCAGGACAAUACGAGCUACUUCCUGCACAAGUUCCCAAGCAUGCUUCCAGGAGCUUUGUAUUUCGUUCUACAGUUCAAAGGUUUCCAACAGGCUGCUUCACUCCUCGUGAAGGCCCAGGACCAGGUCAUUAUAACUUGAAAAUACCUUCAGUAAGUUCUGUUACUUCCUGUUUUCAAUCCAGAGUACCUCGAUUCUUGCCUGCCUGUUCAAAAACGCCAGGCCCAGGAGCAUACACAUCUUCAGCACAAUUCCCCAAGCAGCCCCGGACCAUAGCCAAAAUGGGCCGAGAACAUAGCCUUUUCUUCAACAACACAAUUGGCUUUUAA
This is a messenger RNA of Mesoplodon densirostris (Blainville's beaked whale), 693 nucleotides long. RefSeq names its product sperm-tail PG-rich repeat containing 4 (gene STPG4). The transcript has 7 exons. Gene Ontology annotation, molecular function: chromatin binding; histone binding. Gene Ontology annotation, biological process: epigenetic programing of male pronucleus. Gene Ontology annotation, cellular component: germinal vesicle; female pronucleus; male pronucleus. Lineage: Eukaryota; Metazoa; Chordata; Mammalia; Artiodactyla; Ziphiidae. The record is from RefSeq and is a predicted model, not a curated record.